CCAAUCACUAAACAUCAGACACCAGACAGACACACAAUAGUAUAGAAGAAUUUCAGGUUUUUUUUUCUAGGCUUUAAUGUUAAUAUUAUAAAAACAAAUAUAACAGCUGUGGUAAAAGAGAGACACACUCGCAAACACACACACACAACCAAAAGAAGCAGCAGCCUCAGCGUAACAUUGGCCAAGUGCAGUGUGUUUGUUGUUAAUGCCAAUCGAUGUUGUAGUGCUAAACACAGUGUGUGCAACGCCUCCCGCCCAUCCCCUCCUACCUGCCCGCCCAUAGCCCUGUUUCUGAAUCACAACAAUGGAAAGUGAGAAGAUUUUGAUGGCUGCCGGUGUUACGGUGGCCGCCGUUGUCGGCGCCUUCGUUUUUUGGGGCCCAUCAGGCUCUCGUUUACGUCAGCGCCGCGGCCAAAUUGCUGGAUUACACAAUUUUGGCCGCACCUGCUUCCUUAAUACACUACUUCAGGCUCUGGCUGCUUGUCCACAGUUUAUUGCCUGGCUGCAGUUGUACAAUGGUGCCACGCCUGAUCGCAAGAGCUUGAUCAGCUCCAUGCUGAGCACCCUGGAGGUGGUGAAUGGCACGCACGCCACACUGCGCGGUGAUCCCCAUUCACCAGGCGCAGUGCUGCGUGCCCUAAAUACACUUGGCUGGGUAAUACCGCAGGAGGAGCAUGAUGCUCAUGAGCUAUUCCAUGUGCUGCUCUCAUCACUGGAGGAGGAGGCCACACGGCCACAGCAGGUGGGCUGCUUGUCCGAUGCACUGCUGCCGGCCACAGCGAGCAAUCAAAUGAACACUGGUAACGACACUGGCGACGGCUUGGAUUUGGGCACAGGAGCUGCGACAGCCGCAGCUGCAGCCUAUCGCACUUGCAACAUGGCUGGCCAACGCAUUGGCGAUCAGCCCAAUCGACCAUCCAGUGCCAUGCUAACCGAUUUCCUCAAUAUGGAAUAUGAUGAAGCGACCAGCCUACAGCGUCUGGUCCGUUCCGAGGCUCACACACCGGAUUCACCAGCCUCGGUGUGUGAACGUGAAACUUCUGAGAUUAUGACACCAGCAGCGGCUGGUGCUGGCGGCGCCUCCACCUUUAUGCCAUUCGGCUAUGGCUUGGAUUUUGAGACGCAGGCGGAGCCAUUGAACGUUUCGCCAAUGUUGGGCAACGAGCGUCUCUCACGCCCUCGCCUACCUCAACAGCAGCAACAGCAGCACCAAGGCGAGGGCCUCAAUCGACGCGUCUCGAGCUCCUGCCGUUCGCUGGAGCGUCUGAAUCGCGGUCCUGGCCGUGUAUCCAUUUGGUCGAGCAUGAUGCCCAGCCAGGUGGCGCAUCCGUUUCAGGGCGCAAUGGGCGCCCAAAUCGUUUGCAAUGGCUGCGGCUCCAAGUCCGCUGUGCGCUAUGAUAAAUUCGAUAGCAUCACACUAAAUCUGCCCACACAGCGGCGCUCUGGCCUGAGCUUGGGCCACUUACUCAGCGAGUACAUCACCUCCGAGGAUUUGAGCGAUGUCAAAUGCGACUCAUGCAAUGAGACAACAAUGCACACCAAAUCUGUGACCUUUGCCAAGCUUCCAGCUUGCCUGUGCAUACACAUUGCGCGCACCGUUUGGCUGCCCACCGGGCAGGUGUGCAAGCGACAGGAUUACGUGCAUUUUCCCGAGAGCUUGUCCAUGGCGCCAUAUAGCUUUGUGCAGCCCCAUCUAAACAGUCAGGCGGGCACACCUUGGGGCUCGACCAUGUCGCUGUAUUCCUCUAGCCUGCCCAUGAACAAUGGCGGCGGUGCAGGCGGUGAAGGCUUCGGUGCCAUGUUCCCAAAGAAUCUGUAUCGGCUGCUCGCUGUGGUCGUACAUUCCGGCGAAGCGAACAGCGGACACUUUGUGACCUAUCGACGCGGUUCCUUACGCAAUGCACAUCGCUGGUUCUAUACAUCGGAUACGAUUGUACGCGAGGUAUCAAUUGAUGAGGUACUCAGUGUGCCGGCAUAUUUAUUGUUCUACGAUCGUGGCCAGCAGCGGCGCUGAGCACCGGUCCAUGAUCCGGUCACAAUCCUAAUCUCCGAGUCCCCCAAAGAACCAGCUCGUCGGCCUAGUCAUUUCUUCAUUAUAAAUAUCUUCUCAACGUUGUGAUGGAAAUUCAAGUUAUUAUACCCUAUAAUAAUCGAACGGUGGCCAUACCAGACAGCUCCAAAAACAAACAUAAAACAACAAAGUAAAACAAAAAACAACAAAACAAACAAAAAGAAGAAGAGAUUUAAAAUCCGUUUUAUGGAACUGCGAAAGGAAAUAAAGGUCUCAGCAAGCACCAAAAAAACACACACAUACACACACCUGGGCAGGUGUUUCUCCAUCAUACAUACACAUAUAUACAAUUUUGUUACAUUAUUGCAUUUAAAAAUUUUUAAAUUGAAUUUAAAAUUCACGCCAUGUGCUUUUUAGACGUCUGUAUUUAGCGAUAUAGAUCAAGAACAAAAAAUUAAUGCUAGGGGUAUUACCGCGAGCAAAAUUAUUAAGUGUAUAUCGUUUUUUUUUUUUAAGAAAUUUGUUCAAAUAAAUAUAUACAUAUAUAUAUAUAUUAUAUAUGUACUUCCCGCUCUUUAGGCGUCAAGCGAUUCGAAAAAAAUCGAUUGGCUUUUGCAUUUAUCGGUACAGUGUCUAUAUACACCCUUAGCCUACCACAAUAAUAGCGAUUUAUGUACAUGAUAGAUCAACCCAAUCGCCCAAACAAUAAUAAUCUAUGUUAAACGCCCUAUUAAUAAAGUUCGGAUAGAUAUUUACAAA
Molecule: messenger RNA, 2770 nt
Organism: Drosophila navojoa
Lineage: Eukaryota; Metazoa; Arthropoda; Insecta; Diptera; Drosophilidae
Gene: Usp30
Product: ubiquitin specific protease 30
Biological process (GO): protein deubiquitination
Cellular component (GO): nucleus; cytosol
Molecular function (GO): cysteine-type deubiquitinase activity
Source: RefSeq, a predicted model, not a curated record